Molecule: messenger RNA, 859 nt
Organism: Gorilla gorilla gorilla (western lowland gorilla)
Lineage: Eukaryota; Metazoa; Chordata; Mammalia; Primates; Hominidae
Gene: RABAC1
Product: Rab acceptor 1
Exons: 5
Coding region: 139-696 (185 amino acids)
Cellular component (GO): Golgi apparatus
Source: RefSeq, a predicted model, not a curated record
CCCCAGCUGCUCCGGAGCUGCGCCACGUCGACUCCGCUGGGUGGGGCCGGCGUCGGGCGGGGCCGGCGUCGGGCGGGGCCGGCGGGGUCUUCAGGGUACCGGGCUGGUUACAGCAGCUCUACCGCUCACGACGCAGACAUGGCAGCGCAGAAGGACCAGCAGAAAGAUGCCGAGGCGGAAGGGCUGAGCGCCACGACCCUGCUGCCGAAGCUGAUUCCCUCCGGUGCAGGCCGGGAGUGGCUGGAGCGGCGCCGCGCGACCAUCCGGCCCUGGAGCACCUUCGUGGACCAGCAGCGCUUCUCACGGCCCCGCAACCUGGGCGAGCUGUGCCAGCGCCUCGUACGCAACGUGGAGUACUACCAGAGCAACUAUGUGUUCGUGUUCCUGGGCCUCAUCCUGUACUGCGUGGUGACGUCCCCUAUGUUGCUGGUGGCUCUGGCUGUCUUUUUCGGCGCCUGUUACAUUCUCUAUCUGCGCACCUUGGAGUCCAAGCUUGUGCUCUUUGGCCGAGAGGUGAGCCCAGCGCAUCAGUAUGCUCUGGCUGGAGGCAUCUCCUUCCCCUUCUUCUGGCUGGCUGGUGCGGGCUCGGCCGUCUUCUGGGUGCUGGGAGCCACCCUGGUGGUCAUCGGCUCCCACGCUGCCUUCCACCAGAUUGAGGCUGUGGACGGGGAGGAGCUGCAGAUGGAACCCGUGUGAGGUGUCUUCUGGGACCUGCCGGCCUCCCGGGCCAGCUGCCCCACCCCUGCCCAUGCCUGUCCUGCACAGCUCUGCUGCUCGGGCCUACAGCGCCAUCCCAUCACAAGCCCGGGGAGGGAUCCCGCCUUUGAAAAUAAAGCUGUUACGGGUGUCAUUCAGGAAA